Paramecium sonneborni is the source of this 852-nucleotide messenger RNA. The record is from the annotation of a GenBank genome assembly. NCBI's taxonomy places the organism in Eukaryota, Ciliophora, Oligohymenophorea, Peniculida, Parameciidae.
AUGGGAAAUUAAUGUAAAGGUUAAUAUUGUUACAAUGAAUAUAGAGAAGAAGUAUCUCAUACUCCACUAGAUAUUUUCAAUAAAAUAGUUAAGAUAUAAGCAAUUAUACGAGGAUUCCUUUCUAGAAGAUAAAGGUUUAUAUUGAAAAAUAAUAAAUAAAUUUUAUUUGAAGAAAGAAGAAUUUUGGAAAAAUUUGGAUUUAAAAAAUUGGAACACAUUUUAACAUACAAAAUUUUAAAAAAGAAAAAUAUAAAAAUUAUAGAAGAAGAAACAUAAGCAUAUGUAGGUGAAAUAAAUAGUUAAAAUUAACCACAUGGAAUAGGAAGGAUUCUUUAUAAAAAUAAUAGUUAUAAAGAAGGAGAAUUUUAGAAUGGAGAAUUACGUAAAGGAAUAUAUUAUUUUAAUGAUGUUACAUUACAAGGUUAAUUUUAAAAUAAUUUAUUACAUGGAAGAGGAAAAAGCAAAUUCAAAGAUGGAACAAUAUAUGAAGGAGGAUAUGAAAGAGGAGUUAGAAGUGGAUAUGGAAAAUUAAUAGAUAUUUAUGGAAACAUUUUUGAAGGUCAAUUUAAAAAUGGUUUAUUAAAUGGGGAUGGAGAAUUCGUUGGAAAAGAUGGUAGAUAUUAUAAUGGAGAAUGGUUAAAUGGAAAAUAUCAUGGAAAAGGAGAACUUUUAUUUCCAGAUGGAUAAAAAUAUGUUGGAUAAUUUUAAAAUCAUCGUAGACAUGGUCUUGGUUAAUUAAUUACUUAACAUGGUUAAUAUAGUGGAACUUGGAAAUAUGGAAAAUAGUAUGGAGAAGGAAAAUUAAUCUUUAAUGGUUAAGAAAUCAAAUAUAUUAAUGGAUUUCGUAAAUGA